UGGAGGCCGGCGAGUGCGAUCUUCUUGGACUUUGAUCUUUUUGGCUGCGUAUUCAAUCAUAAAUUGGUUCAAAACAUUAAUUUGCCUUUCCAAUCACUUCAUUAUAAUCUGCCAAUAGCGUCUGUGAAUUGGAUUUAACAAGCUCAAGAAAUCAUAUCUACUAAUAUGGCUGUUUUUGGUGAACACUAUGAUUUAGAGACAAGCCCAAAGACGGUGUCAACGCUCUCAGAUGUGCCUCCGUCCAUCCCAGAAUUCUAUGAGGGUCGCACAAUUUUCAUAACUGGGGCAACAGGGUUCAUGGGAAAAGUCUUGAUGGAGAAGUUGAUGCGGUCAUGUCCAAAAAUCAAAUUGAUUUACGUUUUAAUCCGGCCAAAGAAGGGACAGGCACCGCAGGAGCGUCUCAGUGAUAUUCUCUCUUCAAAGUUAUUUGAUUCUAUUCAUGAAACGCAGCCAGAUUUCAUGGAGCGAAUUAUUCCAAUAAAUGGUGACAUUCUGUCACCUGAGUUGGGCAUCAGUGCCGAGGAUGAAGCCAAACUGAUCUCUGAAGUCUCCAUAGUCUUUCACUCAGCUGCCACUGUCAAGUUCGAUGAAGCUUUACGGUUCUCACUACAAAUGAAUGUCUUGGGGGUGAAGAAGUUGAUCGAAUUGAGCAAGAAAAUGACGAACCUAGAUGCUUUCAUUCAUGUUUCCACUGCCUACGCGAAUUGUGAUCGUCAGGAUGUUACAGAGUGUGUUUAUCCUCCACCUGUUCACCCACAGAAACUGCUGGAUGCUAUUGAGUGGAUGGAUGACGAAAUGAUAACAAAGCUCACACCCAAACUCAUUGGAUCCCGGCCAAAUACUUACACGUAUACGAAAGCCCUAGCCGAAUAUCUCCUAGUUGAAGAAAGCAAGUCAUUUUCUGUAGCGAUUGUACGCCCUUCAAUUGUUGGCGCAUCUUGGAAGGAACCAAUGCCGGGCUGGGUGGACAAUUAUAAUGGACCAACCGGUAUGUUAAUAGCUAUUGGUAAAGGCCUACUGCGUGUGAUGAAGGGUAACUUCUAUGCAACGUCAGAUAUGAUCCCGGUCGAUGUUGCGGUCAAUACUAUGAUUGCUGUUGGAUGGCACACAGGUGUUGAAAAGCCAAGCAAUACAAUGGUUUACAACUGCACUACGGGCCAGAUUAACCGACUCACUUGGGGUGAAUUAGAACGAUUGUCGCAUGAAUACUUGAUGAAAAAUCCACUAGAGGGAGCUGUCCGAGUGCCAAAUCCUCGGUUCACACGAAGCAGUUCAUGGCAUAACUUCAAAUCAGUCUAUGAGCAUCAGAUUCCAGCCUACUUCCUUGAUACGUUCAGAUGGCUUGCUGGCAAGAAACCAAUAUUUGUGCGGUUGUAUGACCGUCUGAGUAAAUCGGUGAGGAGUUUAGAUUACUUCACCAGCAAUGAGUGGAAGUUCCACAACGAUAAUAUGUUCAUGCUACAAGAUAAACUCAACCACGAUGACCAGAAGCUGUUCGACUUCGAUGUGAAGCAGAUUGACUGGCGCCAGUACAUAGAACACUACUGCCUUGGGGCUAAAAAUCAUAUUUUGAAGGAAGAUAUGACCAACAUGGAUAAACCUAGAGCAGAAAUGAAAAGACUCCAAACAUGGACGCGUAUUAUCAAAUUGGUUGGCCUUGUUAUUCUCUGGAGGUUCCUGGUCAGCCGGGUGAAGAUUGCUCGCAGCAUCUGGCACUUCAUUCUCCAGCUUGUCUCUAAGAUGAUCAGCAAGUUCCCAGGCAUUGCCAAGUCUUGAUAAACUCAUUGUUGCUAAUGCAAGAGGUAAAUGCAAGGAAGAGUAGGGUUCUACUCAGGUAACUUUGGGGUAGGCAAUCCCUCUCAGUACCAGCACAAAGCAUUUUUCCGUGUUCUGAAAAAUCCUGGCUAGAUCCCUAAAUAGACAGUGUUUUCUGUUCAAGGGCUGCACCUGUUGGGUACAAAUCAUGAUGUCACCAUGGUGUGUCUGAGUGAGCCUCUCAAGACGCACCACGUUGAUACUGUGAGUGGAUUAGAUUGAUGUCGGAAAUUCACAGCACUGCUUACCACCUCUGAGGUUGUGCUAUGGGCUUGUCUGAUCACUUCCUAUCAAGACUCUCUGCGGAGGUUUCCUGUGGUGUCUUAGAUUAGCUCCUACUCACAACAUUACAAACUUACUUGAUAUUAAGAAGAAUCAACACCAGAAGUGACAUGAGCUCUCCACGGAAGUGACACAGGACUUCCAAAUCUGUUGUGCAAUACAUUUUUCUCUUGGCUGCCGAUGUUACCAAUGUGUAGAAUCAUUGUCUUUAUAAAUUUUGCGACAUCUUGUUUCCAUUUGAGACUGUUGCCGUUUCAUUGUAAUUUUUUACACUGGCACUUGUGUUCAGAUUCAAAAAUGGAUAAAGAAUGUUAUUGAAUUGGGCUGUUAAUAUCUGUGCUGUGGUGUUGACACCUGUUCCUUGUCUUUUGGGAUAUUUCUGGCAGAUUCCAAGUACAUGUAAUAUAAAUUGUAAUAAUCUGCCAUACUAAAAAAAAGGUUUUUGAUCCCAUAUAAUUGGAAGGUUAUUUAGAUGCCUUUUCUGCGUUGUGUUCUGUUUAAUGUGCUUUUGAUCCCACCACGAACAACUAAGAACGAAUCUUCUUGGAUUCUGUAUUGCUAUCUACUUGAUGUGAACUUACCAAACUGUUUGCGCUCCCAAUGCAGAUAAGUUGUGCUGCUCUUUACAAGAGAAAACUUUAAUCAAAAGAUAUGCGGCCGAUUUUUAGUUAAGGCAGCUUUCUGUAUUUCUAAUAUUCCAGUUUAUUUACACAUUUCUUGUGGCUUAUAUACAAUCAGCAUUCAAAUGUUUUUACCAAUAACUCAAGUGACUGUCAGUACUCAAAUUUUUGGCAUUCAAAUGCCAGAAGCUGUGAUUUAAUUUAAUUUUCUUUCUUAAAAUACAUGUAGUCUAAACUAUUAUGCCACACUGUUUUGUUUUCUUCAAGUGCUGUUGGGAACAACAUAGUUCCAGUGUCACAUAUAAAAUGCAACCUAGGUACAAAAUAUAGUGUGUAAUUCUGCAAAAAAAUUGGUGUAAUUCCUUUUGUUUGGACUAGACAUAUUUUACGGAUAUCACUAUCAGUUGCCAUGUUAGGUGUUGAAUAACUUUUGGGUGUUUUAUAUUUGCAACUCUUCUUUACGCGCCCCCCCCCCAUCCCUUGUUGUAAAACACUUGUUAGCAUGAAUUAGUGUAUUUUAUGGACGAGUCAGAGUGUGUUGGCUGCUCAGAGUCGAUGUGAUAGUAACAAUCCCUUUAUUAUGAUAAAUUUAUACAUUAUGUUUACUGCUAAUCAAUAUGAUAUAUGUGAUAACUUUUCAAUUUGAAUAAGCCCUGUAUUUCCGAUUUAUUAUAAUGUUGUAACUGCCUUGUCUCACAAUGUAGUUUUGAAUAGCAUGUGACUCACUGGCAUUGCCUUUAUUUCCCCUAAUUAAUUAUUUGAUUUCAAAAGUUUUAAUCUUUUUAACUUAUAAUUCAUUUCUCUGGUUUGUGUUAAAGUUAGAACAGUUUAUUAAAUAUGUUAGUGGAUUAUUCAAUAACGUCUGACAAAAGAUAACCUAAUGGAUCUCUGCACCAGAAAAUGCUCUGCUCCUUAGCAAUGUGGGACCAUAAGCAGAUAAUGCUUCAUAGGAAGUAUGUGGCAUUUGGCUGUGGCCGGUGGGCUUCAUCUUUAGUCAGGUUUUAUUUUGGAGUUUCGAAUUCCGUCUCCUAGUCUGGUUGCCAUUGCCUGGCUGACAAGCGCAGACAACAUGGUUCAAUUUCAGAGUUUUCUCUCCUUCGGUGGUUGCCUACGAGGCCAGUCUCCCACUGGUUCGAGGGUAUUCAAUUGAACUCAACAAAAAAUAAAAGGGUUCAUUGUCGGUAUUAAAAGGGAACACUCACUGGCCUCCACAAUUGUGCAGACAUGUGUGGAAUAAACCUGUCGACCUGACUUGUUGUAAAUACUUUUUCAAACUAUGAUCUUGGGGCCUGGUCAGAUGUUUUUGCAAGUUAAGAGUCGUCGUACUAAUCUAAUAGAUAAUCCCUUAUAAUAUUGUGUAUAUUUGGUACAGUUUUGUUACAGUUUCAUUGCUGCUGAUUUUUGUGGGUGCUGAUUUAUUUCAUUGAUUGAUGCUGAUUGAAAGUCGAUCUCAACUUCUUCAAUUCCAACUUCACACUAAAAUUGAUUAUCUGAUCUCACCUUGUUGUUGAUGAUCUGUCUGUCCCUCACAAUCAAGGGGGUUAUAGAUUUUGGGCCAUCGAUUUGAAAGUUGUAGGAACUUGCCGACAGGGCAGAAUGCUGGUCGACAGAGCGAAAGCUGAACCUGUGUGCUUCAGUAUUGACUUUGUCUCUAGGCCCUCUGGCUAUACUCUAGGCACUCUAUAGGCAGUCUUUCUCCAUCAAAUCAAGUUCUUGAUAAUCAUUGUCUUUUCAUGUCUAGUUUGAUGUACUGUACUUAUAUGUGUACCCAGCUACUGCCUGUAAAGAUAUGUGGCCUGUAUGUUUGUUUCUCAGUGUCACCAAUACUGUACAAGGGUGUUCCAUUUGUAAUAAACUUUUGAAAGAACAAA
Molecule: messenger RNA, 4588 nt
Organism: Lineus longissimus
Lineage: Eukaryota; Metazoa; Nemertea; Pilidiophora; Heteronemertea; Lineidae
Product: fatty acyl-CoA reductase 1-like
Exons: 14
Coding region: 166-1776 (536 amino acids)
Biological process (GO): long-chain fatty-acyl-CoA metabolic process
Cellular component (GO): peroxisome
Molecular function (GO): alcohol-forming very long-chain fatty acyl-CoA reductase (NADP+) activity
Source: RefSeq, a predicted model, not a curated record